AUGGAAUUGGAUCUUAGCCUUAAAGCUUUAAUUUAUUUUAAGCAUAAUAAUAUUGAAAAAGCAAUCGAAAUUUGCAAUGAUAUAUUGGAAAAGAAUCCAUAUGAUCAGGCAGCUUGGAGCUUGAAAAUGAGUUGUUUAACGGAACAAUUUUAUGUUGAUGAAUUAGAAAAUGAUGAACGUGGCAUUGCGGAAAUAUUUUUAGAUGAUACUGUAUUGGCAUCAAAAGCAAGACCUGGUACUUCUCUAUCUAGGCCAAUUACUUCAGGCCAAAUGUCUAGACAAGCUAUUAGGCCAACUUCAAGUACUGGAAGACCUAUAAGCGGUGUUUUACGACCUGAAACUCAUUUUCGACCAGGUACCAUGGAGCAAAUUCUACGUACGUCAAGAACUUCAAGAACUACUCACGCAACUUCAUCUAGUUCUGCCAGAUUUACUCGUCUUGGUACGGCAUCAAUGAUAUCAGAACCAAAUGGACCAUUUGUAAAUUUAUCAAGACUUAAUAUUGAUAAAUAUGCUAUCGAUCCAUGUGUUAAUCGUAAUCUCUUUGAAUAUGUCUUUUAUCAUGAAGGUGAUAUGAAAAUAGCUCAUCAGAUUGCAAUUCUCGCAACAAAAAAUGCAAGUAAUACAGAUUGGUAUUGGAAGAAUCAAUUGGGUAAAUGUUCUUAUCGACUGGGAAUGUUCAAUGAUGCAUUAAAACAAUUUCAUUCAUCGUUAAAUAAUCAAAAAAUGGCUGAAACAUAUGCUUAUUUAGCUAAAACAUAUUGUCGAAUUGAUCAACCAUUAAUGGCUAUCGAUCAGUAUAAUUUUGGUUUGCAAAUAUUUCACAACGAUAUUACUUUAUUAAUUGGUUUAGCACGAGUUCAAGAGCAUCUUGGCAAUGUUGAAAAUAGCAUAAAUACAUAUAAACUGGUAUUAGAGCAAGAUCCAACUAAUGUAGAAGCAAUUGCAUGCAUUGCAACAAAUUAUUUUUACAAUGAUCAACCUGAAAUUGCUCUUCGUUAUUACAGGCGUAUUUUGCAAAUGGGUGUCAACAGUGCAGAGCUAUUUAUGAAUCUUGGCUUAUGUUGUUUUUUUUGUCAACAAUUUGAUCUUGCAUUGUCAUGUAUUGAACGAGCUCAAGUAUUAGCUAAUGAUGAAGUUAUUGCUGAUGUUUGGUAUAAUACAGGAAAUGUUUUUUUAUCAUCUGGUGAUGUUAAAAUGGCAUCACGAUGUUUUCGAUUAGCAAUGGCUGCAGAUUCGAAUCAUGCAGAAAGUGUAUGCAAUUUUGCAAUCUUGCAAAUGCGUGAUGGUAAAAUUGAUCAAAGUCGAUCGUUGUUUCGUUCAGCAAUUGAGAAAGGACCAUAUCUAUUUGAGCCAUGUUAUAAUCUUGCUUUGCUUACUUAUCAAAUUGGACAAUUUGAUGAGAGUCGAACAAUGGUACUGAAAGCAUUAAAACUUUAUCCUGAACAUGUCCAUUCGAAGACUAUUCUCGGUCACAUUGAACAAAUGCUAAAUGUAUUGUAA
This is a messenger RNA of Brugia malayi, 1503 nucleotides long. RefSeq lists its product as uncharacterized. Gene Ontology annotation, biological process: non-motile cilium assembly. The transcript is spliced from 10 exons. The coding region runs from base 1 to 1503 and encodes 500 amino acids. The record is from RefSeq and is a predicted model, not a curated record. Lineage: Eukaryota; Metazoa; Nematoda; Chromadorea; Rhabditida; Onchocercidae. Gene Ontology annotation, cellular component: BBSome; ciliary basal body; non-motile cilium. Gene Ontology annotation, molecular function: protein binding.